Molecule: messenger RNA, 5259 nt
Organism: Cydia pomonella (codling moth)
Lineage: Eukaryota; Metazoa; Arthropoda; Insecta; Lepidoptera; Tortricidae
Product: synaptosomal-associated protein 25-like
Exons: 6
Coding region: 3335-4012 (225 amino acids)
Biological process (GO): synaptic vesicle priming; synaptic vesicle fusion to presynaptic active zone membrane; exocytosis
Cellular component (GO): plasma membrane; SNARE complex
Molecular function (GO): SNAP receptor activity; syntaxin binding
Source: RefSeq, a predicted model, not a curated record
CAACCCGCAGCAACUUUGUUGCAAUUUCAAUCUUCAACCGAAUGUCACCUUAAGUUAUCUGAAUCAAUUUAAAGCGGUAUUGGUAGAACUACAGAUACCUCAGUCACGUUUUUUGUUUGAUGCAAAUUGCAGCAAUUCCACGUAUCUACUACGGAUACUCUCAAGCCAAUUCGAACGUACACUCUAUAUGAUAUCAUUCAGUUACUGUGCAUUUCGCUCGUACUUGUCCGUACGUGUAUUGGCGCGAGCGAAAUUCACGAUAACUAACUAACUGGCACCAAUAUGAUUCUGAUCUCAGUGUAAGCUCGAAUUGUUCUGUGUGGUUGGAUUUCCCUAAUCGAUGGUAGUUAUUUAUAGAAAAUAAAGAGUCAUGAGUAGGAAAACCAGCCAUGUAUUUUUGUUUUUUAAUGAUUUAUUUAUUAGGUGUAAACUUAGUGAUACUAAUAUAUCGAUAACACCAUGCGAAAGCUGGUUAAGUAUAAUUAUGUACAUAUUAUAAUAAGUACCUAACAGAUUAUAUUUAGUCUUGUAAUUUUAUGCUACGAGUAUUUCACUACCUAAUAACUUCCUACGGAUACUGAGGCUAUAGUGAGUUACCUAAGGAGCUUAGGAAUGAACAGUAACUCUCUUAACUUCUGACCAUGUGUAGGCUGUAUGUCUUUGCAAUAAGGUUCAAUCAAGUAACAGUGUUGAAGAUGGUAUAGUCAUGUCUGAAAAUAUGGAUACGAAAAAAGUGCCAAAAAUAUGUAUACACGACUUUAUUGCCCAUUUAUUAAGGUAGUGUACUUAUACAUAUUUUUGGCACUACAUCGAUUUUCUUUUGCAUAAACAAAUCACACGAACAAAGAACAAGAAAGUUGUCCCCUCUCAGCUCUGUUCCCCGUAACUCUGUCCCGGUUACAUCCGGCCCAUAUCCUCUCGACUACCUAAUCCUGUAAUAUAAGCACUAAUCUUAUUCGUCAUAAUUAUAUUAGACGAGGAAAAACCUUGGAUUUACUUAAUUUUGAUUGAUAGGUACUAAUCGUGAUAAUGCGUUAAUCGAUGUCGCGAUAAAUCGAUAGUCCGUUUAACGACUUAACGAUGUAGAUAAAUCGCUAAUCAUAAUUUAUUUUUAGCCGUUAUUGCCAAUAUUAAUAAUAUUACCUAUUGGUUUUUAGUUUAAAAUAUGACUUUGGAAUGAUUAAACGACGUUCAACUUAAACUCUUCUGCACAACAACGGUGUACAUUGGAAGGAUCCCCCGCCACGCCAGUUUAUAUAUUAUCCGUCUGGCCCUUGUUAGUGCCAAAGUGCCGGCAGUCCUUGAACCCAGCGGUCUAGCCAGGAACGACGGUAAGAGGGAAUAACGCUCUGGUGCCUUGGAGCAUGGAUCGGUCGCUAGUUUGGAACGCUGCAAUGCGUUGAUACCCUGGCCCAUCCCAUGUUCCAAGCAACAACGUUGACGCUGGCGCUGCAGCAUCCUCGGCCGAAAGCCUCAAACGCCGUAUACAUAUAGGGAGUCGCUACAGGUUUAUAGCGUUUGACGUCGAAAAUUUAAGGCCAUGGAGACCAAGUGCGCGUCGGCAGUAUAAAGAUUUGUCGGCGCGCCUAAUAGAGGCCUCGGGCGACCAGCGGGCUGGUCACUAUUUCGCGUAUAAGUAUCGCCAUACAGCGGGGAAUUAUGUCCAGCCUUCUGGGCACUUUUUACAAAAAUAAUUCACAGUUGGCAUCUAUAACGGCCGAUAUAAUGAAAUUGGAACAACUUGUUGUAAUUUAAAUAUCUUCAUAAAAUAUCUCCUCGUAUAGUCAGUAUAACCUGCAAUUAGUUCGUAUGAUUGAGUCCCAGUUUUAAGAAUCCAUUACUCUCAAGGGAGUAAUAUCUGCUAUUAAUUGCCUAUUUGCACGCAUUAUAAUAUUUGGUUCGUCGUUUGUGAAUACCGAGAGCGCUGCUAUGGUGACGGACUAGGAGGAAUAUAAAAAUGAGUCAUGGUAAACACGUCUAGACUUAUGUCUGCGCAUUUACUUUCAGGACUUUUCUAGUACGCAUGCUCUAUUCAGUCCAUCUGUAGCACCAUAGAAUAUCGGUGAUCCAUCUUUACGUCGUCUUUGCCACAAGUUUAAAACAAGUAAGUCAUGUAGCAUUAACCUCUAUAUAGUCUGUGUACCAGUGUUGGCCGAACGUAAUGAAUUGAAUCGUAACCGUAACGGACGGUUACAGUUAACGGUUCAAUUUAUAAUGGUUAAUGGCCUAAAAUUUUUAAUUGCAUUAACGUUUCGGCCAACACUGCUGUGUACGAUAGAUCUUAGCCGAAUUUUUAGUCAAUUAUAAGCAUUUUUUUUCUGGAACCAUUAUUUCGGAUCCAUAUAGCACGACCAAGGUUUGAACCCACGAUAUUUGAUCACCAUGAGCGGUCUGGCCUAAUGAGACCCUCUACCUAUACAGCCGAUGGUCUCGGGUUCGAAUCCCGAUAAGGACAUUUAUUUGUUUGAAAAACACAAAUAUUUGUUUUUGAGCUAUGGGUGUUUUCUAUGUAUAUAAGUAUGUAUUUAUCUAUUUACGUAUGUAUAUUGUAUAUUUAUUUCACAUUUUUAUCCUAAGUCCAUCUAGAUAUUUGUUAUCAGCUAUCACAAGUAUAUAGGCAAUAUUAGAUAUGAUACCUAUUAUAAAUUAUUUUUAUGAAGCAGAAACGCGAACGAUGCUAUUAAGCUUGGAAUAAAUUUAAAUGUGGAAAAAUUACUGUCUUGGGUGAGACUUGAACUCACGGCUUCUGGUUCGAGUCUCACCCAAGACAGUAAUUUUUCCACUUUUAAAUGUAUGAUAUUAUAAGUUGUAAACAGCAGGCAAAGUCUAAAUUUUCAUCAUAGAAACGGCCAUCAGUUAAUAAUGGCCAGUAAAUCAGACAAGUAAGCAUUGAAAAACAAAAAAAUAUUUAGAAAAACCAAGCAUUCAUAAAAUAAUGACAAAUUCAUAUCCGCAACGCAGGCUUCGUCAGAACAACAAAGGACAGCAAAGUCAGCAUUGAAAUAAGUAUACUAUACUCGUAAAUUAGUACGAUAUUCUAUUCGAUAUAUUCGAUUUCGUGACAUGACGUACGCGUUUGUGUUAAGUCUCAUUUAGUAUGGGAUUUAGAAACAGCGCGCCAACCGGGACGUUUUGGAAACUCAAAAUCCCAUACAAGAUGAGACUUAACGCAAACGCGUACGUCAAGUCACGCCAUCGAAUAAAUUUACACUAGGGGUACUGGCAUUCUAGCAAUAACUCAUUCUUCAUAAAGUAAAACAUCAAACUCAUUUGAUUAAGUUUUUUUGUAAGUUACAGACGUUCAAACGUAGCAUUAUCACGUUUUUUUUUCAGAAUGGCUGCCGUGGAAGGCUUAGGGCACGGCACCGAGCUCGAACAAAUACAAGCGAGAUCGAGAGCUGUUGCCAACAAGACGUUGGAUGCCACCCGCCACCUAUUGGCACUCACCGAAGAGAGCAAGGAAGCAGGCAUACAAUGCCUUGUGGCCCUCGACGACCAGGGAGAAAAGCUAGAUAACAUCGAAAGGGGGCUGAACGACGUGCAUUCCGACAUGAACCAAGCUAAACAGAGUCUUAAGGAGAUGGAAAAGUGGUGCGGGCUCUGCACACUCCCCUGGAAAAGAGGGCCCCCUAAAACUAAAUCGGACGACGAUGUUUGGAGCGGGAAGAACGACGGCAAGGUGGUGAGCAGCCAACCGCCGCGAGUGAUGACCGACGACCGAAAUGGUUGUGGACCUAUGACCGGAUAUAUUGGCAGGAUAACAAACGACGCAAUCGAAGACGAGAUGGAAGAGUGUAUGGUGCAAGUGAACACCAACAUCGGCAAUCUGCGGAACAUGGCGCUCGAUAUCAGCUCCGAGCUCGAAAACCAAAACAACCAGCUUAAGCGAAUGGAGAAUAAGGUAAGGAUGGUUCAUGUUCGGCAUUGGGCAUUACCUUGUGAACUCGUAGGGUAUGAAAUGAGGGUCAUCAUCAUAAUAUCAGCCAUUUAUCUCCCACUACUGAGUAUAUAAAUAUAGGCCUGUCUUCGAAUACGCCACUUGUUCCGGCCCUGAGCUAUGCAUCUCAUCCAAAAGUAAUCCGCAAUCUUCCGAAUGUCGUCCACCCAACGAGCCAACAGACGCCAGGCGCUCCUUUCAUCCGAAAACGGCCACCACUGCCUGGCAACAUGUCCCACCCAACUCCAUUUUCAUUUGGUAAUGACGUAUCCCUCGUCUUGCACCUUAGUGCGGCCCCGGAUCUUGACAAUUUUCACUCGGUCUUGCAGCUUCAUGCCGAGCAUGGCGUGCUUUAUUUAUGCGCGCUAUUUCUCGAGUUGAGAAGUGUUAUUAUCCGAUAUAUAUGAGUAUCAUUACCAAAUUAGAAUGAAGCUGGGCGGGACAUGUUGCCAGGCAGAGUGAUGGCAGGUGAGUAUUAACAGAGUGGUGGUGGCUUUGAGACGAAAGGAGUGCCUGGCGUCCGUGGGCUCGUUGGGGUUGACGCUGGGUUGACAACAUUCUGAAGAUUGCGGGUCACUUGACCAGUCAUGGUCAGGACCGGGAUAAGUUGCGUACUUGAAGAGAGGAGAGGCUAUACUCAGCAGUGGGCGAUAAAAGGCUGAUAUGAUGAUGAUGAUGACCCUCAUAUGAGUAUAUUUAAGGGCAGUUCCUAGUAAUAAUAUAUGUAUGUUGUAAAUCUGCUGUGGUAUUCCGCUGACCUGCUGCAUUCUAAAUUUAUUUUUUAUGGUACAAGUAAAAUAAAAGAUUUGAAAUAAAAGUAGGAAAGACGCAACAAUUCAGUAACACGUUUGGAUUUGAAUCGUUUACUAGUAAUAUGGUUCAAUGUAGAGUGCAGAUAACAUGCGGUGUUGCCUGUAUUCAGCAAUGAAAUGACAUCUUAUGAGGUCUCACUCCUUUUCAAUCUAUCACGAAGAAGCUAACUAACAAUUUUACUUUCGUUUCAUUUCGUGUUAGGGAAAAUUAGACGUCCUAGUCCUAGCUAGAGAAUCGAAUGUGGUUAAGGUGGGGUAGGGUAAGAGAAUUAUAGUUUACAUCACACUUGCUCGAAAAAGAUCUUAUUUCAUGCAGCUGUACUGAAGGACAAAGGCCUAUUUUGUUCCCGCGGGAGUUAUGGAUUGUGAAAAAAAAAGCUAUAACUCCCUAGGGAUAGUUUUUUUUUAAUUAUGUCACAUUCAUAUAAACUAAGUGGCAUAGAUGAGUUUUACUUUUAAAAUUCUAACGUUUAUAAUUUAAUAUAUUUGUUUAUGUUUAAAGUUAUUUAA